AAUCCAACCCAACCCACCCAACCCAGCCCACUCUUGCUUCCCGGCAGCGGCGGCGGCGGCGGCAGGAGGCGCCGGCCCGGCCCGGCCCGGCCCGGUCCUCCUCACCCUUGACAGACCGAGGCUGGCUUAGAAGGUGCUUCCCUUUCCCAAAAAAAAUGGGGACUGACAGUGAAAACCCAGUCCUGAGGAAUGUGCUCAUCAGCUUCAACUUGCUUCUGCUGGGCACUAUCCUCAAGCCUUAUGAGUGCCGGCUGGAGGUGACAACAGAACCAUCUGGGAGGCCAGCAGUGGAUGAGGAGGGUGGCCUUGCCAACUGCAGCCCACCCAUCAAAGAGCAGCCAAUGGUCUUCCACCACAUCUACAACAUCAACAUCCCCCUGGACAGCUGCUGCUCAUCCAUGUUCAAGUCUUCGGGUGAGGAGGUGAGUUCAGAAGACGACCGGCUGGCAGAGUACGCGGAGCAGACCUCCGACAGCGAGAGCCAGGUCACCUUCACCCACAAGAUAAACUUACCCAAGCAGGCCUGCAAGUGCUCCACCUCCCUCCCAUCCCUACAGGAGCUGCUGAGCAGGAUUGAGAUGCUGGAGAGGGAGGUCUCCAUGCUCCGGGACCAAUGCAACUCCAAUUGCUGCCAAGAAAAUGCAGCCACAGGGCAGCUGGAUUACAUCCCGCAGUGCAGCGGCCAUGGGAACUUCAGCCUGGAGUCGUGCAGCUGCGUGUGCAUGGAGGGCUGGGCCGGCAGCAACUGCUCCGAGCCCUUGUGUCCGCGGGGCUGCUCCAGCCGCGGUGUCUGCAUGGAGGGACAGUGCAUCUGCGACAACGACUACGGGGGCGAGGACUGCUCCCAGCUGCGCUGCCCGGCCGGCUGCGGCUCCCGCGGGCUCUGCGUGGACGGCGAAUGCAUCUGCGAGGAGGGCUUCACCGGCGAGGACUGCUCCGAGCUGCGCUGCCCCCGCGACUGCUCGGGCAAGGGACACUGCGUCAACGGCACCUGCGUCUGCCGGGAGGGCUUUGCCGGGGAGGACUGCGGCUGGCUGCACUGCCCCAAUGCCUGCUCCGGCAGGGGCAUCUGCCAGGACGGCCUCUGCGUCUGUGAGGAAGGCUACGAAGGGCAGGACUGCUCGGCAGUGGCUCCUCCUGAAAACCUGCGAGUGACAGGGAUUGGCGACGACUCCAUUGAGCUGACAUGGGACAACCCAGGGGCAGCCACUGAGUAUGUGGUCUCAUACCAGCCAGCAGUGCCAGGGGGCACCCAGCUCCAGCAGCGGGUGCCCGGGGACUGGAGCAGCAUCACCAUCAUGGAGCUGGAGCCAGGUGUUGCCUACAAUAUCAGCAUCUACGCAGUCAUCAGCGAUGUCUUGAGCAUGCCUGUCACCUCCAAAGUGAUGACCAACAUUGCCACCCCACAAGGGCUGAAGUUCAAAACCAUCACAGAGACGACAGUGGAGGUGCAGUGGGAGCCCUUCUCCUUUCCCUUCGAUGGCUGGGAGAUCAGCUUCAUCCCCAAGAAUAACGAGGGUGGUGUGAUUGCCCAGCUCCCCAGCACCGUCACCACCUUCAAUCAGACAGGUCUGAAGCCAGGGGAAGAGUACACCGUCACCGUAGUGGCCCUGAAGGAACAAGCCAGGAGCCCUCCCACCUCUGACAGCGUCUCAACUCUCAUCGACGGCCCGACGCAGAUCCUGGUGCGGGACGUCUCAGACACGGUGGCCUUCGUGGAGUGGACGCCGCCGCGCGCCAAGGUGGACGCCAUCCUGCUGAAGUACGGGCUGGCGGAUGGCGAAGGGGGCAGCACCACCUUCCGCCUGCAGCCCCCCCUCAGCCAGUACUCCCUGCAGGCCCUGCGCCCCGGCGCCCGCUACCACCUCGCUGUCAGCGCCCUCAGGGGUGCCAACGAGAGCCGGCCGGCCCUCGCCCAGUUCACCACAGAGAUUGAUGCCCCCAAGAACCUCCGGGUGGGCUCGCGGACAUCCGCCAGCCUUGAGCUCGCCUGGGACAACAGCGAGGCUGAGGUGCAGAGCUACAGGGUGGUCUACAGCACCCUGGCCGGGGAGCACUACCAUGAAGUCCUGGUGCCACGUGAGACUGGUCCCACCACCCGGGCUACCCUCGAAGAUCUGGUGCCGGGGACAGAGUAUGGCAUUGGGAUCUCAGCCGUGAUGGACAGCCAGCAGAGUGUGCCAGCAACCAUGAAUGCCAGGACUGAGCUUGACAGCCCUCGGGAUCUCCUGGUGACAGCCUCCACAGAGACAUCCAUCUCACUGGCCUGGACCAAAGCCUCAGGACCCAUCGAUCACUACCGUGUCACCUUCACCCCUGCCUCAGGGAUGGCCUCCGAAGUGACAGUGCCCAGCAAUGAGUCACAGCUCACCCUCUCAGAGCUGGAGCCUGGGACAGAGUACACCAUCUCCAUCAUUGCCGAGAGGGGACGCCAGCAGAGCCUGGAGGCCACCGUGGAUGCCUUCACAGGGGUCCGGCCCAUCACACAGCUCCACUUCUCCCAGCUGACAUCCUCCAGUGUGAACAUCACAUGGAGUGACCCAUCCCCACCAGCAGAUCGCCUCAUCCUCUCCUACAGCCCCCGGGAUGAGGAGGCCCAGCAGGUCACACUCGAUGGCAGCCGCAGGCACGCCAGCCUGACGGGCUUGCGGCCAUCCACCGAGUACCUGGUGUCACUGGUGGCUGUGCACGGUGCCAUCAGCUCCGAGCCCGUUGUGGGCUCCAUCACAACAGGGAUUGAUGCGCCAAAGGACCUCAGGGUGGGCAACAUCACCCAGGAGUCCAUGACGGUGUACUGGAGCCCUCCCAUCGCUGCCUUUGACCACUACAGAAUCUCUUACCGCUCUGCUGAAGGGAGGAUAGACAGCACUGCCAUCGCCAGCGAUGUCACCGAGUACCCCCUCCUCCACCUGGAGCCUGCCACCAAGUAUGAGAUUGCAAUGAAGAGCGUGCGGGGCCGGGAAGAGAGUGAGGUGACCUCCAUCACCGUGCACACAGCCAUGGAUGCCCCCCUGGGGGUCACAGCCACCAAUAUCACCCCCACAGAGGUACUGCUGCAGUGGAACCCACCACUGUCAGACGUGGAGAGCUAUGUCCUUGUCCUCACCCGCCGUGCAGUUGCAGGAGAAACCAUUCUUGUGGAUGGAGUCAGCCAGGAGUACCAGCUGACCAACCUCCUGCCCAGCACCAUGUACACAGUCUCCAUGUAUGCCACCAAUGGGCCUCUCACCAGCCAGACCAUCAGCACCAACUUCACAACUCUUUUGGAUCCUCCCACAAAUCUGACUGCCAGUGAAGUCACUCGACGGAGUGCCCUGCUUUCCUGGGUGCCUCCCCUGGGAGAGAUGGAGAACUACAUCAUGACCUACAGAACCAGCGAUGGCAGCUGGAAGGAGCUGAUAGUGGAUGCUGAGGACACUUGGAUCCGGCUGGAGGGGCUUUCUGAGACUACAGAGUACACUGUGCGCCUGCAAGCUGCCCAGAACACCAUGAGGAGUGGCUUCAUCUCCACCACCUUCACCACAGGUGGUCGUGUCUUUGCUAACCCUCAGGACUGUGCCCAGCACCUGAUGAAUGGAGACACAUUGAGUGGCGUCUACACCAUCUCCAUCAACGGGGACCUGAGCCAGCGGGUGCAGGUCUACUGUGACAUGACCACUGAUGGAGGUGGCUGGAUUGUCUUCCAGAGGCGGCAGAACGGGCUGACUGAUUUCUUCCGGAAAUGGGCAGAUUACCGAGUUGGCUUUGGAAACUUGGAGGAUGAGUUUUGGCUGGGCUUGGACAACAUCCACAAGAUCACAUCCCAGGGACGCUACGAGUUGAGAAUAGACAUGAGGGACGGCCAGGAAGCAGCGUACGCCUACUACGACAAGUUCUCCAUCGGCGACUCCCGCAGCCUGUACAAGCUACGAAUCGGGGACUACAAUGGCACUUCAGGGGAUUCUCUCACCUACCACCAGGGCCGCCCCUUCUCCACCAAGGACAGGGACAACGACGUCGCUGUGACCAACUGUGCCAUGUCCUACAAAGGGGCCUGGUGGUACAAGAACUGCCACCGCACCAACCUCAACGGCAAGUACGGAGAGUCCCGGCACAGUCAGGGGAUCAACUGGUACCAUUGGAAAGGCCACGAGUUCUCCAUCCCCUUUGUGGAAAUGAAGAUGCGACCUUACAACCACCGUAACAUCUCUGGGAGGAAGCGACGGUCCCUACAGCUCUGAGCCAGCUGAAUUCCCUCCCACCUCCCACCACCUGACCUUUUCUGUCAUUUGUUUGUAUUUUAUAAUAUGAAAAGGGGGGGAAAAAAAUUACUACUUGUCUGAGAUAGCAACCUGCCCCUCAUGAGUGCUGGAGGGAACCACGGCACAAGCAAAGCCGUGGGGAAUGAAAGAUCUCAUUGCUUUGCAUCUGUCCCACAGCAAUACCAAAUUUCCAGUCUCCCUACCCCAAUACUCUGGCCCCUCAAUAUGAGAAGAGAGACAGACAGACAGAUUUUUGAUAUUUUUUUAAAGGACUUGGCAAUCCCCAGCAAACCCUUUUAGAACCAUUUGUCAUGGGGCUUGUGGCAGAAACCUUCCCCACAGGGACCUUGGUGUGGCCAUUUUCACCUCAGUCACAGACAGAGGCACCUUUUCUCCCUGGCAUGGAGGUCCAACUUCAUGCCAUCCUGUAGACACCAACUCCUCCAGCAGACAGAGGCACAUCUCUCCUGCCCAAGGGCACACAUCCUGGUCACCCCUCCCUUAUGUGCAGGCACUGUACACAUGGAGAUAAAGUGAGAAUGAGCAAACACAAGGCUCACCCCAUCCCUGGUAUUCACAGAUCACACCAGGAGGACUUGGUGAAUAUCUGCAUGUGUAGGCAAACUCUAGAGAACCCACAGCUUACAUGUUGGCCCCACCAUAGUCAAAGACAUCCUUGAGUACGUGGAGUGCAGGAGAACAAGAGCUGCUCCAUCAGCCCCAGUCUGCAUCAUCCACUUCUCUGAGCUGAACUCAUCCCACUUCUGGGUUAUGCUGAGCUUCAUAGAAAAGGGAUUCAAAUUAGAUGAGUUGGGAGAAAAAUCAUUACUUGUGGUCUUGAAGACUAGGACCUGUUUCCUCUGCUACUUCUAUAUGCUACCACAUUGUCUCUGACAGAGGUCAUUGGUCCCAACCAAAGAAUCUCAGAGAAAGGCCAGCAACCAGAAGCGGUGUAACAUGACAGCCAACACAGCCUGCACAGCCCAGGUGCUCUUCUUCAGGGACUUCCAACGCACACAGGGAAGGAUGAUGAUGCAGCCAAGGGAAGACAAGUGCAAUCUGAGAAAUGCCUGCUCCCUUUCUCCUCCUAAACCAUCCCUCUUCACUGCCAUCACAAGAGGGACUCAGAUCUCAGUGCCUUGGUAUCACCAUCUCCCUAAUGGGAAAUAACUGUUUCCCCUCCUGGAAUGAAGGCUUAGUCCAUUCAGAUUUUGGAGUACUUCAAGACUCUUGGAAGAAUAAAUGAGUUUACUCUUCCUGAUCUUAACUUCUCCCAUUUUAAGGAUGAUGGACCCUUCAGAUAUCUCUGGAUGCUUUCUGCUGUCAUUGACACCACAUCCACAUAGCCCAAAUGACCACUGUACUGGAGUCACUAUUCUGCCAAGGGUUCUGAUCAAUGCUGGGCAUUAUCACUGGCCUGGUCUCAAAGAAGGGACCUGUCUCCAGAUCUGAGGACAAUGCAGCUCAUCACUGGGGUUGCAGCCAAGGGAGCAUUACAAAUGCUAAUCUUUCUGAUUUUAACACACUGAAGCUGCUUUGUCUGAAGAAACAGCUUCCAGAUGGCAACAUAAAGGCAUCUUUGCAAUAGCUUAUAAUUCAGGCCCAGUGUCUCUAGCAUGGUCAUGCUUCUGGAUGUUCUGAUGUUACUCAUCAUGGCUGCAGAGAUGAAGAAGGGCAUUAAGCAGAAGAGCAGCCUCCUUCUCCAUUCCACAUACUGGUACAUGAAAUCAUAGCCAACCCCAAGGUCAAAUUAGAUGCAGGGUCCAGCCCUUCAAGUGGUCAUUUAACAAGCUGCAGUUCAACCUGGAAUAAGGGUGCUGUAGCUCAGCAAUAUCUCCUAUGUGAACAAGGCAUCUCUUCUUAAUUCCCAUCAGCAUCAAACCAGUCAAGUCAACCAGUUGAGGAGUAAGUCAGAGAGGAUGCAAAUGAUGUGAUCUCCUGCAGGACAUGGUCAGUCACAGAUGACAGCAUGUCAUGCCUUCCAAGCAACCUGCCCUGGUUUAGGUCCUAAAAGCCAACAAGAAACAGCUGACAGGACUGAUUAAAAGCUAAGAAACCUCCUUGUAGUUCACCAGAUUAAUAUUUUUUCCCAACAUCAUCAAGAGUUUAUAUUCAGGAAGUGUCCUAAAGCUCAGUGGUUACAACUAGGAGCAGGGGUUGGCAGUGGAUAGCAUUCAUUGCCUGUCUGGGAUGGUGCUGUUUGCUUCUCUACCCAGGUGGAAGGAAGAGACACCAGUAGAAUCACGGGAGCUCAUCAUUCACAAUCAGGUGGAAGACAAGAAACCUCUUUUCAAAGGUACCAGUCAAACAGAAAAUUAAAUGCUGAGCUUUCCCAGGAGGUUCAGAGGAAGAUCCUCAAAAAGGGUGACUAUAUCUAAAUAGAUCUCCCUGCUUAUGACUGUCAUCCCUCCUAUCAGUCCUGCAACCAGGAUGAAAGGGCCCAGUUGACACAACUCUAUCAUCAGGUCUGAAGGACACCCUUGGAGAUAAUAUCUGACCUUCCAGUGCUUCUAUACACCAAUGCUGAUCCUUGUUCUCAAAUAUCGUGACAGGGUGUCGCCUUUCCAUCACCUUGGUGAAGUGCAGUUGUUAAAAUCUUUUAAAGGAAAGGUAUCUACAUGUGGGGGAUUUAUUCUUCUAGUGAUAAUCUAACCCAAGCCUAGGCAAACAACCAGCAAUGACAACCCGGUCACAUUUGGGCCAUUUUCCCUUGUUCACAUUGUCCAACUACAGAACACAAUUUUCCAGUAGUUUGUUUUUCAUCAUUGCCUGAUGAAUUUUUCUGGAUAAAGCUCCUGACAGCAGUUUCAAGCAAAUCUGUGCUGCAUGUUGAUGCUACAGAACAGUCAGGUAGUUAAGCUCAGUCUCUCUUUACCUUCCAGCAGAGGUUGGGCAAGUCUUUUUUUUCCUGAAUUCAUUCUCCAACCAGAGCAAGUUUGUCCCUGUCCCCCAUCAGUAUAGCAUUGAGACUGAACAAAGUCUUGGCAACAGGCCUGAAAUUCCCAGAAACCCAGCCUGGAUCCUGUGCACUGCUCAUCUCAAAAGACCAUCACUGGGCUCUGGAGGCUCUUCUGCCAUCUGGCUUAUGUGGCCCAGACUUUCCCCAGACCCCAAAAUGAACUCAAAGCUGUUACCUAAACCACACUAUCCACUGUGAGAUGCCAGCUCUCAUAACAUCAAGCAAGUAGAAGCACAUCAGGUCCUUCACCCAGAAAAACACUCUGAGUGCCCAGGACACCCACAACCUUUCAAAGCCACCUUUCAUGUUCAACCUCAAAAUCCUGGAAGAAAACACCGCGGGACUUUCUCAUCUCUCACUCAAUUUUGAUUUCCCUCUGUCUUCACUGCUAUCAAACCUCCAAGCCCACCUCUCCACCACACACUGCAGUAAAACAUAACCAAAGGGAAAAAACUGCCUGAGAGGAAAAGCUGCUUUUAGAAAUGUGAUGCUAAAGACAGCAUUGAGAAAUGAAUCAUUUGUUGAAGGAAAAGAAAGAGGACAGGCCUUCCCCAAAGGGUUUUUGGCAGAGGAUGCUGGAAGAGUGUCAGAACCACACAAAGGCUGGGAAGAAGCCUUUGCUUCUACUCCUUACCUUGAUAUUACUUUAGCAUGGGUAUCUCAAAGCAUUCCACAAGCCUAAUGUCCUCUUGCCCCAACCUCUUACCUCCUUCCCAACACGAUGCUUACCCAAAAUGAAGCAUUGCGGUGUGGAAGGUAAAACUCAUACCACCUGUGUCCCCAUGCUGGGGUGACCCUGUGCUCAGAGCAGGCUUAAAGUGAUCUGCCAAAAUACAGCAUGAGUCCAAACACCCACCUGGUGCCAGCACAUGCCUUUCAUCCAGACUCAAA
This is a messenger RNA of Dryobates pubescens (Downy woodpecker), 8091 nucleotides long. RefSeq names its product tenascin R (gene TNR). Gene Ontology annotation, molecular function: protein binding. The coding region runs from base 156 to 4220 and encodes 1354 amino acids. NCBI's taxonomy places the organism in Eukaryota, Metazoa, Chordata, Aves, Piciformes, Picidae. The record is from RefSeq and is a predicted model, not a curated record. The transcript has 22 exons.